Neurospora hispaniola is the source of this 2019-nucleotide messenger RNA. Its product is annotated as AFG1-like ATPase-domain-containing protein. The coding region runs from base 1 to 2019 and encodes 672 amino acids. Gene Ontology annotation, molecular function: ATP hydrolysis activity; ATP binding. The transcript has a single exon. NCBI's taxonomy places the organism in Eukaryota, Fungi, Ascomycota, Sordariomycetes, Sordariales, Sordariaceae. Gene Ontology annotation, cellular component: mitochondrion; cytoplasm. The record is from RefSeq and is a predicted model, not a curated record.
AUGAGUCGCCGCAUAGCGACCUCGGUCACCAUCACUGACCCACUGGUCAAGUACAAUGCCCUCAUCGCCAGCAAUGUCUGUAGUCCCGAUAUCGCCCAACACCGUCUGGCCCAUCACCUGCAAAAGCUCUAUCUGCGGUUGAAGGACUACACUCCUUCUCAAGAGUACCAGUCAAGACUCCAGCAGAUCACAAAGGCCUUGGACUCGGCAAGGAAGGAGAAUGUUGAGGCCGAAGAGACCCAGCUGGCCGUCCGCGGCCAUCCCAUUAGGGGGAACCCUCUCUUUGCCAAGUUCUUUCGCAAAUCAGACGACAGAGACACUUUGGCAUUGACAAGAGUUCUUACAAGCCAUGAGGCUGCUCUGCACAUUGACUCUCCCAAGGGCCUUUUCCUGUCCGGCGAAGUCGGCACCGGCAAGUCCAUGCUGCUGGAUCUCCUAGCUGAGGGCUUACCCACUCACCGAAAGAAAAGAUGGCACUUCAACACCUUUAUGCUGUACGCCCUCUCCAGACUGGAGCAGUUCCGCAAGUCGCAUUCGCAGUUGGCUAUGGGUGACCAGGAGUAUUCCCUCCUGUGGUUGGCAAAAGAGAUGGUGGAGAAGUCUCCCAUUCUUUUCCUCGACGAGUUCCAGCUUCCCGACAGGGCAGCGAGCAAAAUCAUGAACAACCUGUUUAUCGCCUUCUUUCAGCUGGGAGGUGUCCUCAUGGCGUCUUCCAACCGGAUGCCCGAGGAGUUGGAAAGGGCUACAGGCGGGUAUUACCACCCGCCCACAACCGGUGGUUUGAUCAAGCAGGUCUUUGGCUUUGGAAAGCGCCAGGGAGAAAUGUUUGGCCAGACCAGUGACUUUGCUGCGUUCUUGGAGGUUCUCAAGGCACGAUGCGACUUUUGGCACAUGGAAGGUACCCGAGACUGGAGGAGACGGGAGAGCCAGACUGGCGAAACAGGUACAGGCGCGGUGAACAAGGUGACGGAUUCAGGGGCGACGGCCUCCUUUCAACCCGCCUUUGGGCCAUCAUCAUCAUCAUCAUCAUCCACACAGCCAUCAACAACAACUACUUCAGAGGCGACCAUGAUCGAGCAGGGUCUUCAAAAACCAUCCAUGUACUUCCUCCCCUCUGACUCCGAAGAAAGCUGGACAGCCGCCAUCAACCAAGUCAUCGGCUCAAAUGCCACCGGCCAACAGUGGUCCCCAACCAACCUCAUUGUCUACGGUCGCAAGGUGCACAUUCCGCGCUACUACAACGAUGUCACCUACUGGGACUUUUCCGAGCUGGUCUCCUCUCACGGCCCAGCUGACUACCUCACCAUGGCCUCAACUUUCCACACCUUCAUCAUCGACAAGAUCCCCGUGCUCUCUCUGGCCAUGAAGAACGAAGCCCGCCGCUUCAUCACCCUCCUCGACGCCUUGUACGAGUCCAAGUGCAAGCUCCUCAUCCGCGCCGAGGUCGGGCCUGAUGAUCUCUUCUUCCCCGAGAUGCGUCCAGUCAAACCAGUCACCACAUCAUCAACAACAACACAAAGCACGGGCAAUGGAACCGAGCAGGUAGCAGCAGUAGUAGAAGGAGACGCAACCUACUCCGAAACCAUUGCUGAAGUCUUCCAAGACUCGAUCGCACCUUUUCGUCCAAACAUUUCCGAGUAUGAUCCGGACCAGGAUUCGGAUUUCGGCAAGGAGCAGCAAGUGUCACUGACGCGCAAGGUGGACUUCAACCAGACCGUUUCGGCGUUCACGGGCCAGGACGAGCGGUUUGCGUACAAAAGAGCGACGAGCCGGUUGUGGGAGCUGUGCAGCAGGCAGUGGCAUGCUAGGACCGAUGAGGGCUGGUGGCAGCCGCUGCCCAAGGAGGCGAGGCAUUGGGAGGGGAAGGAGGUUAGCAAGCCGUUGGAAUCACCGUUGGUGAGGUUGAAUGCGGGGCCGAAGGAGAAAACGGAGAUUGUCAUGGGGGAGUCGACGGUACUGGAGGAGCCGGUGGGGUUGGAGAGAUUUAGGGUUAGGGAGAUGAAGGAGGGGAAGAGGUGA